Messenger RNA from Apaloderma vittatum (bar-tailed trogon), 684 nucleotides. RefSeq names its product sulfatase modifying factor 1 (gene SUMF1). NCBI's taxonomy places the organism in Eukaryota, Metazoa, Chordata, Aves, Trogoniformes, Trogonidae. Gene Ontology annotation, cellular component: endoplasmic reticulum. The annotation marks the transcript as partial. The transcript has 6 exons. The record is from RefSeq and is a predicted model, not a curated record.
AUGGUCGCAAUUCCAGGCGGAGUGUUCACGAUGGGCACCGAUGAGCCUGAAAUACAGCAGGAUGGAGAGUGGCCUGCGAGAAGAGUCCGCAUUAACAGUUUCUACAUGGAUCAGUAUGAGGUCAGCAAUGAGGAGUUUGAGAGAUUCGUGAAUUCUACGGGGUAUGUGACUGAGGCAGAGAAGUUUGGCGAUUCCUUUGUGUUUGAGGGAAUGCUGAGUGAAGAAGUGAAGGCCGACAUCCGUCAGGCAGUUGCAGCCGCUCCCUGGUGGUUGCCUGUGAAGGGAGCCAGCUGGAAGCACCCCGAGGGUCCCGACUCCAGCAUCUCCAACAGAAUGGAUCAUCCGGUUCUUCAUGUUUCCUGGAACGAUGCUGUGGCAUUCUGCACGUGGGCAGGGAAACGGUUACCGACGGAGGCUGAAUGGGAAUACAGCUGUCGCGGGGGGCUCGAAAAGAGGCUUUUCCCAUGGGGCAACAAGCUUCAGCCCAAAGGUCAACAUUAUGCCAACAUCUGGCAGGGAGUGUUCCCGACUACUAACACCGCAGAAGACGGGUACAAAGGAACUGCGCCUGUCGCUGCGUUUCCUCCCAACGGGUAUGGCUUGUACAACAUGGUGGGAAACGCCUGGGAGUGGACGUCUGACUGGUGGGCUGUGCGGCACUCGACCGCCGAAGUUCACAACCCC